Molecule: messenger RNA, 2139 nt
Organism: Peronospora matthiolae
Lineage: Eukaryota; Oomycota; Peronosporomycetes; Peronosporales; Peronosporaceae
Source: the annotation of a GenBank genome assembly
AUGAAUUUUUUUGAGGGGCGCCGUAAGGCAGGACACGUCCGCGAAUGCAUAUCGCCACAUUCGAGUCCGACUUUCUGUGUGAAGAAAGCCACCGGCGGUUGGCGCAUCGUGCAUGCUUUUAACAAGUUGAAUGACGCCACGAUCCCGGCUCAAACACCAAUUCCUCGGAAAGACAUGGUACUGGAUACCAUGUCCGGCAGCGAGAUUUUUAGCGCCAUAGACCUGACAGACGGGUUUUACCAGAUUUUAAUGAGGGACAGUGAUAUCCCGUUCACCGCUGUCAGCACACCGAGUGGGAUGCUUUGGGAGUGGCUAGUCAUGCCACAAGGCCUUAAGAACGCUCCAGCAACGUUCAACCGGAUGGUGACACGAGUGCUUCGGCCACUACGUGAUUUCGCUCCAAGUUAUUUCGACGAUAUUUUUGUUCACAGCCGCGCUGAGCAACAACUCAGCGCUACGGAGGUCCACCUUCGGCAUUUGAAACAGGUGUUCCAAGUGAUGCGCGAGAACAAACUGUACGCAAAUUUAAAGAAGUGUGUCUUCUGUGCUCCCGAGAUUCCAGUUCUUGGAUGCUUUGUUAGCAAGGAGGGUGUCCGUGCUGAACCCGAGAAAGUGUCAUCGAUAUGUUCAUGGCCUACGCCCAGGAACCAAACGGAACUACGCCAAUGGCUUGGCUUGGCCAAUUACUUGCAUAAGUAUACGAAGAACUAUGCAGAACUAAUCCAGCCACUAUCGACUCUACUGAAGAAAGACGCAGUUUGGUCAUGGAAAGCUGAACAUCACUCUGCCUUCAACUCUGUGAAAAAGAGCUUGUCUGAAGCACCAGUGCUGAUGUUGCCUGAUGAUUCCAAGCCAUUUCACGUCGUCUGUGAUGCGAGUGUUUUUGCUAUUGAAUGUGCCCUCAUGCAGUUUGACGAUGAGGGCCGAGAGCGCGUCGUGAGCUUUCAGUCACGACAGAUGAAACCCGCAGAGAGGAACUAUCCGGUACAUGACAAGGAACUUUUGGCUAUGCGUUACGCGCUGAUCAAGUUCAGAGUAUAUUUGCUCGGCGAGAAGAUGUUUUCGGUCUUAACAGAUCACGCAUCAUUGCGAACCGCCGUCAAGACUCCCCACUUGUCCCAGCGUAUGGCACGUUGGUUGUCAUACUUCUCAGAGUAUAAUUUUGUGGUCUUUUACAAACCCGGCAAGAACAACAUUCUUGCUGACGCGCUUUCUCGACGUCCCGAUUAUGAUCCUCGACGUGACAUGGGUCAUCAGCCAGGCAUUGCUGAAGACGAGGACGACGACAUUUGUUUAUGCUGUGCUGAGCAGGGGCUCAAUACAAUGAUUUCGACACCUGAGCUGUCAAUCCGGACUCAAAUCGCUGAGUCAUAUGCGAACGAUUCAUUCUACACGGGAAUCAUCAAUUAUCUUCGACACCCUAGUGAGGGUUCACUCGCGAAGUUGACGAAACCAACGCGUGACAACAUCAAGCGGUACGCGCUUGAUGGUCCGCUGCUGACUUAUACAAUGGACGUUUUCGACCCACCGCGCGUCGUCAUCCCUGCUAAUGACGACCUCCGCGCACGAUUGGUGCAUGAAUUUCAUGACACUCCAACUGGUGGUCAUUUGGGUCGCGAGAAGACGUUCGCGGCCAUCUCUCGUGUGUUUUUCUGGCCGCGUAUGUACAAAUACAUCCAGAAAUGGGUACGCUCUUGUGAAAUAUGCCAGCGUGUGAAGCCUGCGCCGUCUUCACAAGCUCCAUUGCGUCCGCUUCCGAUUUCCACGGAAGCCUGGCGUUCGGUCAGCAUGGAUUUCAUCUUUGGUCUCCCUCCGGACGAACAGAAACGCACGGGCGUAUUGGUUUUUGUGGAUCGAUUUAGCAAAAUGGUGCAUUUUGCUCCAGUCUACGCGCACGUUACGGCGGAGACGACCGCGCAGAUCUUCAUCGAUCUCAUAUUUCGACAUCACGGCUUGCCUGAAUCAAUUGUUUCUGACCGCGACCCGCGCUUUACAUCAGCUUUUUGGGCAAUGUUGUUUCAACUAUUGGGCACGCGACUGCUUAUGUCUACGGCAGCCCAUCCAGAGACGGAUGGGCAAACGGAGCGCGUGAACAGAGUGCUUGAAGAUGUACUACGCAGUUAUGCGACAUCGUUAUAG